Electrophorus electricus (electric eel) is the source of this 4077-nucleotide messenger RNA. Lineage: Eukaryota; Metazoa; Chordata; Actinopteri; Gymnotiformes; Gymnotidae. The record is from RefSeq and is a predicted model, not a curated record.
CCCAGUUGCGCGCAGCUCGAGCUUGGGCAGGGCUGCAGCGUUGCGGCGGUCGACACCGUCUCGAGCGGACUCUUCCACACGCGCGCCCACACCGCACCGAGUCCAUGAAGACGGUGAGCUUACGGUUCCGUCCCGUCGUGAUUUACGCCCCGUCCGGUAGCGAUUUUUCGUUCGUGUCGCGGGACGACGGAUAUUUUUCUCGGGACAGACAUGACGCGCUCGUUACCGAGAACUGAUGCUACAACCCGUCGCGCGACGCCGCGUCGUCUCUAGCUCGUUUUGUCGGUGGUUUUUUGUUUUGCUUCUUUUCCUGACGGGAAGGUUUCCAACAUGUCUCUGAAAUCCAAGCAGUGCGAAGCGGUGAAGGUGGUGGUGCGCUGUCGCCCGAUGAGUCGCAAAGAAGAGGCGUCUGGCCACGAGAGCGUCGUGCAGGUAGACGUUAAAGUGGGCCAGGUCGCGCUGCGCAACCCCAAGGCGGGCCCGGGAGAGCUCGUGAAGACCUUCACCUUCGACGCGGUGUACGACGCCGGCUCGAAGCAGAGCGACGUCUACGACGAGACGGUGCGUCCACUCGUGGAUUCGGUGCUGCGCGGGUUCAACGGGACCAUCUUCGCGUACGGCCAGACGGGGACGGGGAAGACGUACACCAUGCAGGGCCAGUGGGCGGACGCGGAGCGGCGCGGGAUCAUGCCCAGUUCCUUCGAGCACAUCUUCACGAACAUCUCGCGCUCGAAGAACCAGCAGUACCUGGUGCGGGCGUCCUACCUGGAGAUCUACCAGGAGGAGAUCCGGGACCUUCUGGCCAAGGAGCACGGCAGGAGCCUGGAGCUGAAGGAGAGCCCAGAGACAGGAGUGUACGUGAGCGAGCUGUCGUCCUUCGUCACCAAGAGCGUGGCGGAGAUCGAGCACGUGAUGAACGCGGGCGACCGGGCACGCUCGGUGGGCGCCACCAACAUGAACGAGCGCAGCUCCCGAUCGCACGCCAUCUUCACCGUCACCGUGGAGUGCGGGCAGCCCGGGCCGGACGGGCGCACUCACAUCCGCGUGGGCAAGCUAAACCUGGUGGAUCUGGCGGGCAGCGAGCGGCAGGCGAAGACAGGAGCUCGAGGCGAGCGUCUGAAGGAGGCGGCGAAGAUCAACCUGUCGCUGUCGGCGCUGGGCAACGUGAUCUCGGCCUUGGUGGACGGGCGGAGCUCGCACGUGCCGUACCGCGACUCCAAGCUAACACGGCUGCUGCAGGACUCGCUGGGGGGCAACGCCCGCACGGCCAUGGUGGCCACGCUGGGGCCGGCCGCCUGCAGCUACGAGGAGACGCUGACCACGCUGCGCUACGCCAGCCGGGCCAAGCGGAUCAGGAACGUGCCGCGGGUCAACGAGGACCCCAAGGACGCGCUGCUGAGGGAGUUCCAGAGGGAGAUCGCCAGGCUGAAGGCGCAGCUCGACCGGCGGGGCGCGCCGGGCGCGAGGGAGAAGAAGGGCAGGAAGGACCACGGGCAGGAAGAGGAGGGCGAGGAGGAGGAGGAUAUGGAAAAGGAGGCACAGGAGUACAUCAAGGAGCAGCAGGAGAAACUGGAGCGGGAGAAGGAGGCCAUCAUGGACGACCGCACGCUGGUGGUGGAGGAGAAGCAGAGACUCCUGGAGGAGAAGGAGAGGAUGAUGGGAGAUCUCAGGAAGGAACAGGAAGCCACUGCUCUCCUCACCGCCAAGUUCAAGGCAAUGGAGAGCAAGCUUCUGGUUGGAGGAAAGAACAUCAUUGAUCACACUAAUGAACAGCAGAAGAUUCUGGAACAGAAAAGACAAGAGAUCACUGAACAGACCCGUAGAGAACGGGAGAUGCAACAGCGGAUGUUGGCUCAGGACGAGGAGACCCUGGAGCUCAGGGAGACGUUCUCCUCUCUGCAGCAGGAGGUGGAAGCCAAGACUAAAAAACUAAAGAAGUACAAAAAGCUGUAUGCUAAACUCCAGGCAGUGAAGGCAGACAUUCAGGAUGUGAAUGAUGAGCAUGUCAGAACCAGACAGGAGCUGGAACAGACGCAGAAUGAGCUCACGAGAGAGCUGAAGUUCAAAUACCUGAUCAUUGAGAACUUCAUCCCGCCUGAAGAGAAGAAUAAGACCGUGACCCGCCUGGUGUUUGAUACAGAAGAGGACCAGUGGAGGUUCCAGCCUCUUGUUCCUGCUGAGAAUAAGUUCACUCAGAUGAAGAAGAGACCUGCCUCUGCGGUGGGCUAUAAACGACCAAUCAGCCAGUAUGCCAGGGUUGCCAUAGCGAUGGGAGCCCACUCCAGAUACAGAGCAGAAAACAUCAUGCUUCUGGAGCUGGACAUGACUCCGCCCACCCUGUUUCACAUGGACUUCCCGAGGUCAGGGUCAGAGGCGGAGCCGAGUCAAGACGCGCUAUUGGACAACGCUUCGUACAGAGAGAGGAUGGCAGGGGGCCGGGUCAGGAAGUCUCGGUCAUGGUGCCAGACUCUCCGGCCCACCUCCUCCUCAGGCUCACCCUUCUCUCUGGCAUCCUCAGGGUCCAACAGCCUGCCACACGCCCACAGCGCUACCACAGCAACAGCUCACCAGUGAGGUUCCAGGGAACUCGGGCCUCGUCGCUUCUGCGGUGCACCAAUGAGGGACGAGCAAAGGGUCACUCGUCCUGCCCCCUUCUCGUAUUGUAUGUUACCACUGCGCAAAACCUGGCCCAAUCAGCCGAGGCUUCCCCCUGUUCAGCUCUGGCUCAGUACACCAAUCAGAGAGCUGCGACUCUUUUGAGAAGAGUCCUACAUGACUUUCUUGUUGUCUACUUUUUCUCACUAUCCCUGCAUCCUCCCGCUCUCUCUUUUGCUGCCAACAUCGAGGGUCCGUUACGUACGUUAUUUCGUCCAGUUCGUUCGAAUUUUUGUUUUAUUUCUCUGUUAUUUUGCCUUUCUGAGACUGCUGGACGAACUCAAGACCUUUACUACCGACGUGCUGGGAAAAUACACUCCAGAAGUCUUAGCCGGGGCAGGGGGACACGUACCGGAGAGGACGCUCCCAGAGCCCGCGCGUACGGAGCUCUGCGGUGGCGCCACUCUGGACUCCGACCUCUCUUGCUUCCUGUUUGGUCCGCUGUAAAGAGAACACUGGAAAACGAGAGAAAGAGGCAUGGCCGACGAGUGGAGACGCCCUGCGCUUCUCUCUUUCCCGGAACUCCAUCUGCACGUCUUUCUCUGCGCACGUGUGUGUGUGUGUGUGUCUUAGUGAUGGAGCAGGGUCUCUGCUGGAUUCCACCCAGAAUGUAUGCUCUGGAAGGUGGGAUCUGGAAUAUGGGUUCUAGAUCGCAGGCUCUGGAAUGGCCAGAGGUGGGUGUGUUCUGCACAGAGUGGGUAGAAGAGACCGAGCGCGUCUUUCACGAUAGCCGGGCCUGCCAACACGGUUCCUGCAAACACGACAGGGGGUUCGUCCAUCAGCAAGCCGGAAGCUUUGUCUAGUGACACGAGACUUCUCACUGGAGCAGACGUGCCAUAACGUAAUGAGAGUGAAAUCAUCAUGGAGACGCCUAAUUGUGGCGUUAAAAAGGGGGGCUCGCAGUUGCAGGCAGACACCAUAGUUUGAUGGUUCUGGACAUACAGCAGGAGGGAGUGGUUGACCUGCGUGGGAGGGUUACUUCUACCCAUUCUGGGGGUCCGAGCUUCGCUUAAACCUUUAAAUUUCUGCGCAAACUGGUACCAAAAGACAUCGUAGGACGCACACAAAUACACUUAAUACAGAUACCUGAUCUGAAAGCUAAACACAAAGAGGAUGUCUCGAGUUAACAUACACAAUGAAAUGCGCACACACACAAACAAACACACUUAAAACAGAUACAUGAUCUGAAAGCUAAACACAAAGAUGGCGUCUCUAGUUAACAUACACAGUGAAUUGCACGUGUGCACACACACACAUAUCCUCUGGCCCAUCCACCAGACUGGAACUGUACAGAUAGAUGAAGUCUCAUUAAGAAUAAGAACUGUGAAUAUUUGCGUGUGUUUAAAUUGUGUGUUAUUGGCUUAUGGACUGUGCGAUAUCUCUGAACUACUGAAAUAAAGCAAGAGAUUACCAGUGAAAAUA